Messenger RNA from Arabidopsis thaliana (thale cress), 1047 nucleotides. Its product is annotated as Galactose oxidase/kelch repeat superfamily protein. The transcript has 2 exons. NCBI's taxonomy places the organism in Eukaryota, Viridiplantae, Streptophyta, Magnoliopsida, Brassicales, Brassicaceae. The coding region runs from base 1 to 1047 and encodes 348 amino acids. The record is from RefSeq and is marked reviewed.
AUGUCGUCGUCUCCAGAGAAGAAGAGGAGGAAGAAACUGUCACCAGAAUCGAACUCACUUCCGAAUGAUUUGAUAGUGACCAUCUUAGCCCGCCUCUCGCAAUCAUAUUACCCUAAGCUCUCCUUAGUCUCCAAAACCUUCAGAGCAAUCCUUGCUUCACCGGAGCUUUACCAGACUCGAAUCCUCUUAAGCCGCACUGAGACAUUUCUCUAUGUUUGCUUAAGCUUUCCUGGUGAACCUAACCCUGGCUGGUUCACUCUCUACCGGAAACCUAAUCAAACCCUUACCACUAAAAAGAAGAAAAAUAGUGUUCAUCUUUUGGCUCCAAUCCUCAACUCUCCUCCUGUGGAAUUCCCAAGUCUCAUCGCUGUUGGUUCUUAUCUUUAUGCCUUUAGAGCAGCCAUUGAAGAAGGAACCUCUGAUUCUCUGAACUGUGUUGAAGUGUACAACACAGACACUCAAACUUGGAUUCCUGUGCCGCCCAACAAACGGAUAUUCAAACUCCAACAUAUGAAAGGAAUGCUUUACAUGAAAGUUAGUAAACUUUUGAGCUUUGUUGCACAGGAUGCUGAGGAGCUUGCGCCUUUAUUUCCGAAGCUUCGGUCAUUACUUUCUACGGAGGUUGUGGCUUUUAAGCCAAAGGUUUCGGAAGGAUAUGAAGUGUUAGGAUUUUCGGUCAAUACAGAUUUAGGUCGAGGUUCUUUUUGCAUGAUAGAGGAGAUUACCUAUCAUUAUGACCCCAGUGUAAAGUUUAGAUGGAGAAGAAGACAGGGAGGAGUUUGGAGAUCAUUAGUGGGAUUAGAAGGGCUACCUAAGUUUGCUAGAUAUAGUAGUGUUAAGUUGGCGGAUUGUGGUGGUAAGCUGGUUGUUUUGUGGCACAAGUAUGUGCCUGCAAGUGGGUAUGAGGAGAAGAUGGUUUGGUGCGCAGAAAUUUCCCUUGAAAAGCGCAGCAAGAAAGAGAUUUGGGGGAAGAUCGAGUGGUUCGAUGCAGUUCUUAGAGUCCCUAAGUAUUACCAAUUCGUUGGGGCUAAAUCUGCUACUGUUUGA